UUUUUACUUCUUUCUUCAAGCAAGCACAAAAAAUGGGCUUCCGUUUACCUACUAUUCGACGGGCAUCCUUCACUGCCCAAUCAGCUUCAAAAUCUGCAGAAGUGUCAAAGGGAUAUCUUGCAGUUUAUGUGGGAGAAGAACAGAAGCGGUUUGUGAUCCCCGUAGCAUACUUGAACCAACCUUCAUUCCAAGAGUUGCUAAGUCAGGCUGAGGAAGAGUUUGGAUUUGAUCAUCCCAUGGGCGGCCUCACAAUUCCUUGCAGCGAAGAUGUCUUCCAACACAUCACUUGUUGCUUGAGUGGGGUCUAAAUGCCACACUAUAGGAGAUUGACAUAGAAUAGUGGAGAAGUUUUGUACAAUAGGCAUCUUCUUAACUUGUAAAUAUUACUGCCCCUUCAUGAGAAAUGAGCAAAAAGUUACUAUCUGAAUUACAAAUUGGCAAAUUCAAUCCUCUAUUUUUCUUUGUAAUGACUUACGGCAAUGAUCUCAGCUACUAAUUAUUUCUUUAAUUCACUUGCUUUUCCUAAUUCACCUACACCAACUACUUCUUCUUCUUCUUUCUCUCCGUCUAAUAUAAAUCAUCUCCUAUUCAACUAUCUAAUUACUUAAGAUGUUAAAUUUCAUGAGUCAAACAGAAUUAAUAAAUAUGGCCUUGUAGUAAAUUACAGAGUGGCUUGAACAAAACAGUAAAAUUAUGAACAGAAAAUCAUUCUCUAACAUACUGAGUGCCCUUUCUUUGUUUUCAAAUUCAUCCACUCAAGUGGGGUAAGGCUACAUGCAUCAGACCUUUCUUAUGUUUCCCCCACAUAAUUUUUUCUUCCUCUUUCCCAUCUCAUCCUUAAUUUGGAAAAUUUAUGGAUCCCCCCAUGUAUAGGGUCAAAUAAAGGUGUUACUCAAGAGAAAAAUAUGAAGGUGGGUUAAAAAAAUAAUCAUUGGAUUCUUUCUAGGUUUACAGAUUAGCAUAAACUGGAGAAGUCCAUUUCAGACAAGAGAUUGGGUUGGAAAUUGCAUUUGAAAGAAUACAAAUGUCAGAAACCCGUAAGUCUUAGCAAGUGAAAGAAAGAGACAAGUACGAAAGUGCUGCCAACAUGAAAAUCUUACUUAUGGUCCAACAUCUACUAUGCCUCACAAAAUCAAA
Messenger RNA from Lotus japonicus, 1137 nucleotides. Its product is annotated as auxin-induced protein 15A-like. The coding region runs from base 33 to 308 and encodes 91 amino acids. The transcript has a single exon. Gene Ontology annotation, biological process: response to auxin. NCBI's taxonomy places the organism in Eukaryota, Viridiplantae, Streptophyta, Magnoliopsida, Fabales, Fabaceae. The record is from RefSeq and is a predicted model, not a curated record.